AUGGCCGCCGAAGCGACUACGCCGACUACGCCGUUAAAAAUCUCAAGCAGACCUACACCUUGGGAAACCACAUCACAUCUGAAAUUCAACGUAAUGGCGUCACUCGCGGAACAAAUUGCCCAGUUUGAGACGCUGCGUGCUCAAGCCGAGCCUCUGCCCACAGACAGCGCUGCUUACACCACAUCGGCGUUUUUCAAAUCGAAGAAUGCAGGACAGGGCAAGUCCAAGGCAAAGGCAUGGGAUCACCGCCUCAGCGUCGACAGCCGCGCUCAAGGAUCGUCUCCCCUCAAGACAGCCAACCGCGGCAAGAAUAUGGACAUGAUCACGCUAGGCACUGCCCGUCCGUCGUCACAGUUUUACCCCUACGAAUCUUUGACGGUCAAUGUGGUCGACGAUGCUUCCGCCAAGGAAAACAAGCCCACAACCGCCAUUACCUGCUCCAAGGGCGAGAGUGCCUACAACCUGGCGGCUGCGCUCAACUAUGGCUUCCCUGCCGGAUCGCCACAGUCGGUGCGCUUCGUCACGGAGCACGUCGAGAUGAUGCACAACCCACCGUGCGAGGACUGGAAGACGAGUCUGACCUGCGGCACUACAUCUGGUCUCGAAAUGGUCUUCCGCAUUUUCUGUAACCCCGGCGACAAUAUUCUGGUUGAGAAGUACUCGUACACCGGCACAAUCGUCGGAGCCCGUGCGCAAAGAAUCAACACGGUGCCCAUAGCCAUGGACGAAUUCGGCCUGUCUGCCAAGGAAUUGGAUAGCACGCUGGAGAAUUGGGAUGCCACCAAGUCUCACAAGCCAUACGUCUUGUACACAAUUCCUACCGGUCAGAACCCAACCGGUGUUACACAGAGUGUCGAGCGCCGCAAGGAGAUUUACGCAAUUGCGGAGAAGCACGAUCUCAUCAUUGUGGAAGACGACCCCUACUUUUUUCUGCAAAUGGGCGAAUACUCCAAGCUAGAGGUCGGUAGCAAAGAAGCACUCCAAGAAUAUGUGGACAAACUGCCCCCAUCAUAUCUUUCCCUGGACGUGUCGGGCCGUGUGGUGCGCCUAGACUCCACCUCCAAGAUACUGUCACCAGGUCUUCGCCUUGGCUGGCUGACAGCCUGCACUCAAAUCGUCGACCUGUUUGAGGCGUACUCCGAAGUCAGUGUCAUGUCUCCAAGCGGACCCUCGCAAGUAAUGAUGUACAAACUGCUCGACCAGACGUGGGGCCAUACUGGCUUCGUCCGAUGGCUGGCGCACCUGUCCAACGUCUACACCAAUCGCCUCAACAUCAUGCUAGAAGCAUGCGAGAAGCAUUUGCCCAAAGACAUUUGCUCGUGGAGGGUGCCUGAUUCGGGCAUGUUUGUUUGGAUCAACGUGGACGUGACCAAGCACCCAAAGGCCCCGGAAGGCGAGCCGACCAAGGAAUUCCAGAUGGAGAUUGAAGGUGCUCUAUAUGAGAAGUCUAGAGACCACGGUGUUUUGAUCAGCAGAGGAAGCUGGUUCCUGGCUGAUCCCAGGCAGGUCAGCGAGGCUGCUCUGCGCGUCACCUUUGCAGCUGCAACGGAGCCGGAGCUGGCGCCUGGCAUUGAGCGCCUAGGUCAGGCUGUGCGAGAGGAAUUUGGACUUGCGUAG
Molecule: messenger RNA, 1617 nt
Organism: Cordyceps militaris CM01
Lineage: Eukaryota; Fungi; Ascomycota; Sordariomycetes; Hypocreales; Cordycipitaceae
Product: aromatic aminotransferase Aro8, putative
Exons: 2
Coding region: 1-1617 (538 amino acids)
Biological process (GO): aromatic amino acid catabolic process; L-tyrosine biosynthetic process
Molecular function (GO): L-2-aminoadipate:2-oxoglutarate transaminase activity; pyridoxal phosphate binding; aromatic-amino-acid:2-oxoglutarate transaminase activity
Source: RefSeq, a predicted model, not a curated record